This is a messenger RNA of Catharus ustulatus (Swainson's thrush), 1596 nucleotides long. It is a transcript of the gene SPAG8, whose product is annotated as sperm associated antigen 8. Gene Ontology annotation, biological process: positive regulation of transcription by RNA polymerase II. The transcript is spliced from 7 exons. Lineage: Eukaryota; Metazoa; Chordata; Aves; Passeriformes; Turdidae. Gene Ontology annotation, cellular component: nucleus; cytoplasm. The record is from RefSeq and is a predicted model, not a curated record. Bases 2 to 1057 code for a protein of 351 amino acids. Gene Ontology annotation, molecular function: microtubule binding.
CAUGGAGAGCGGAGCAUCCUGCCGCGCGCACGCGCUAUGGAGCGGGGAGCCGGCUGCGCCGGGGGCUGCGGCCCAGGCCGCGGGUAACCCCCGGAGCGCUCUGACAAGCUAUGUGGGUCCCAAAUGCCAUGAGGAGAGGCCACCGUGCAGGGUCCAGGGUGACAGGCCUGAGGUACCCGUGGAGAGGCUCUCGUGCGGCGGUGAGGCGCUGUCAACCACCACCAAGAGGCUCCAUGAGAUGUCAGCCAUAGCCACGCCGCCCGAGGAGAUAUCAGACACAGAUGAGCUGCCUACUGUGGCCCUACCAGUUGUGCCCAACAGGGAGCCAUCUCCAGAGUCUGGGAAGGAUCCCUCUAGGAUCAAGCUGCCUCCCUGGCUUGGAAAGUGGGGGACUAGCCCCGAGAAGGAUUCCCCCACUGCUGUGCCGGCACUACCCCCAAGCCCACCCACACCAGCAGAGAAGCCCAGCCAGUCGGUGCCCCAGCGGAGCCGUGUGACCCGUGACUGGCAGAAGGAGAUAAUUGUGGACCCCCUGGACUCUCGGCUAGGGAAGGAUUUGGACAAUGAGGACUUCCAGCAUGGCUACCAUAGUCUGCCAAUCCAUCAGUUUCUCUCCUCACUCACUGACAGCUCCUCCCCGAAGGACUGCCCACCUCCCAGGGUCCUGCUGCUGGGGCAAGGGCAGAGGAAGGCCACACUGGCAUCCAUGCUCUACGAGAAAUACAGUAAGGAGACGGAGGAGGAGAUCCGCCCCCGCCCGAGGCGCAUGGAAUCUAUCUCCACCACGCACAACGACUACCGUGCCAUGGGUUUCCAGUCCACACCCCAGCCCACCACCCAGCCUCACGACUACUUAACGGAGGAGCCAACCAGCUUCUGGCUGGAGCAAGCCCGUGGACUGCCAGGUGUCACCGCCUUCUUUGGCAGAAACAAUCCCUUCAAGAAGAAUGCAGCAUUCUCCACUCCCAUUACCCUGUACCUAGGGCAUCCCGAGCCCUUUAACCUCUGUGACCCCUACGACCCCCUGAGCAGCCAGCUCCAGCCCCACAAGCAAUAAAAAAAGGGGACUCAGCCGGUCCCAGCACCCUUGCCCACCCCAAGGCUGUGCUCAGGCUGGAUGUUUGGUGGGGGAGCACUGUGUCUCUGGGAUCUCAAAUCCCAUGAGACCAUGAAGCAAAAUGGGAAACCCUUCAGACCUGUUGCAAGUCACUGUUUACCCAAAACACACUGUGGUCCCAAGAUUUCCUCCUUAGGCGUGGAGGGAGAGCCCCUGGCACAGCCCCAUCCCCUGGGACACGUCCCCUCCCGGCACACAAAGUGGGUGACACACAGUCCUUGUUCCAGUCCCCAGGCACAGGUGUGUUCCAGUAAGAGGCGGCAGCAGGGCAGCCAGAGCAUGAGCUCAGAGGAACGCACUGCAGCCCUCACGCCAAAGCAAACCCACGGCAGCCCUGCCUUCCCAGCACCACCCAAGCCCUCAGCAGCCGCUGCUGCAACCGCCCAGCACUGGCUCCCCUUGCCCACAGCCCGGCCCUAUACCACAGACAGACCCCUGGGAUAUGAUCUCUUGGGAUGUUUCAGGCAGCUGUCGCCAGC